Messenger RNA from Lepisosteus oculatus (spotted gar), 817 nucleotides. RefSeq names its product natriuretic peptide A-like (gene nppal). Gene Ontology annotation, cellular component: extracellular region. The record is from RefSeq and is a predicted model, not a curated record. Gene Ontology annotation, molecular function: hormone activity. Gene Ontology annotation, biological process: cGMP biosynthetic process; receptor guanylyl cyclase signaling pathway. Lineage: Eukaryota; Metazoa; Chordata; Actinopteri; Semionotiformes; Lepisosteidae.
GAGGACCGGCAUAGGAGAGCGAAGAGAAACCUGCCGAAGCUCACGGUAAUAAAACUCCGGUAAAUCUGAUAAAAGGAAAAAGAAAUAAAAGAAAAAACAAACAAACUGAAUUUCAAGAAUGAUGACAAAAGUCAGCAUUUACUGCGCUGUACUGGUGCUGCUUCUAAACCAGAUUGGAGCUAAACCGGUGUCCCACCUGCAGACCCUUACGCAGCUCUUGGAAGAGGAACGGAAUCCACCUUAUCCCGCCUCAGAAGAGGCUGAGGGAGAAGGAGACCUGACAGCAGAAAAUGGUGCCUACAACACGGCAUCAGAAUUGCCGUGGAACCAAAACUCAAGGGAUCUCGAGCAGUCUGCGAACGAGGACCUGAUGCUGCGCCUCUUCAGCGAUAUUCUGACAUCCUCCAAGAGAUCGUGGAGGAGGAUGAAGAAAGGGAGCCUGAGGAGCUGCUUCGGAGUCCGGCUGGAAAGGAUCGGCUCCACAAGCGGACUGGGGUGCUAACCAGGCCGGUUUUGCCGAGCCCAAGGAGUAAACUCGGGAAAGUCACCUUACACAAUGGACGUUCUUCUACUCAUUCCAGAAAGAAUGGCCUGAAAGUUUACAGCAGUAUUUAUUAUGAAAGUAUUUAAUAAAGAUGUAAUGUGUUUGUUUUCAAUUGAAUUGUUCUAGUUUAGAGAUGUAUAUAUUUUAAAUGAAGCUAUUAGGCUAUGAAGUCUAUUAAUAUUGUUUUAACUAUUUAUUCUUCUUGUACAAAAUACCUUGAAAUAUCUAUGGAAUUGCAUAAAAACAAAAUAAAUAUUUUGCUUAGUAAGUAAA